GGGGUUUGGAGCAGCUUCAGUCGACUGUCCACCACCUUCAACCAACAUGCUCCAAGCGGUCACCUGUCUCCCUUCCGGCAACAACCAUCUUCAAGUUACCGAAAAAGAAGACUGCAGCUUGGUAGUGAAAAGAGCUAGAAAUGCUUUCCAAACAGGCAAAACACGGACGUACCAGUUCAGAUAUAACCAACUCCAGCAGCUAUUAAAACUGUGCAAUGAUCACGACCAGACGUUCGCCAAGGCUUUACAAAACGAUUUGAAAAAGGGAAAAUUUGAAUCGUAUCUAUUUGAAAUUUGUGUCGUGAAAAAUGAGAUCAAAACUGCUAUGCUGCAACUUAAAGAAUGGAUGUCGCCCAAAAAGGUAAAGAAAAGUUUGGCGACUGUGUGGGAUGACGUUUACAUCUAUCAGCAACCUAUGGGUGUAGUUCUCAUCAUAGGGGCUUGGAAUUACCCGGUUCAGCUGGUUCUGAUGCCACUGGUAGGAGCCAUUGCAGCUGGAAACUGCGCCGUUCUUAAGCCGUCUGAGAUCGCUCCAGCGACUGCCGAAGCAUUGGCACGACUCCUUCCGCUUUAUCUGGACAACGACUGUUUCCAAAUUGUGUGUGGUGGGAUUCCAGAAACGGCUCAACUUCUGGAACAAAAAUUCGAUUACAUAUUGUACACUGGUUCAUCAAAAGUUGGUAAAAUCGUGAGAGAAGCAGCUAAUAAACAUCUGACUCCAGUCACGCUGGAAAUGGGUGGAAAAAGCCCUCUAUACAUCGAUGAUACAGUAAAUAUGCCACUAGCAGUCAAGCGAAUACUUUGGGGAAAGUGUAUUAAUGCAGGCCAAACAUGUAUUGCUCCCGAUUAUAUACUAUGUUCAAAAGUACUUCAAGUCAAAUUGAUAAAAGAAGCAGAGAAAAUUCUAAAGGAAUGGUUUGGAGAAUCACCUCUAAAAUCUCCAGACUAUUGUCGAAUAAUAAAUAACUCUCAUUUCAACCGCCUCGUCGAAAUGCUGAGGGAAUCACAAGUAGCUAUUGGAGGAGAAAUAAACGAGUCUGAAACAAUGAUUUCACCUACUAUUUUGAUAAAUGUGAAACCGACUGACAAAGUGAUGCAAGACGAAAUAUUCGGACCUCUUUUGCCUAUCAUCAACGUCGAAUCUCCACAGGAAGCUAUAAAUUUUAUCAAUGAAAGAGAAGCACCACUGACAUGCUAUGUUUUUACAAAAGACAAAGCAGUUCAAAACUUAUUCAUUAAUACUACUUCAUCAGGUUCAGUUUGUGUUAAUGAAACAUUAACUCACUUCAUAGUUGAUACCAUGCCUUUUGGUGGUGUAGGCAACAGUGGAAUGGGUGCAUAUCAUGGAAAAUUUACAUUUGACACGUUCACCCAUCAAAAAAGUUGUCUCGUUAAAGAUUACAACCCAAUUAUAGAAAAUUUAGCAAGUAACCGGUAUCCUCCAUAUUCUGAUAAGAAGCUUACAAUAAUGGAACUUGCAAUCCGCCAUUACCACCAUCACCUCAUCGACACCAAAUACAUGCUGGAUAUUCUAUAUUUUAUCGUAGGAAUCUCUGCGGGUCUUUUAAUAGCUUACCUAAUGAAAAUGGUUUAGGUUUAUUAAAAGUAAAUUUAAUAUAUUGCCAUGGGACUGAACUAGUUGUAGUAUUGACAAUCAUUUACUUUUAAGGUACUCAUAGUAUUUCUUGCCUGAGAAAGUUACUAUUGGAAUCUCUGAUUUAAGGAAAGAACGUUUAAUACAUAAUACAUUUUAUGUAAAUGCUACCGUUCUUACCAUGUAGUUUGCUAGUAUAAGUCUUUUAUUACGUAUAUACUUCUAUGUUUACGUAAUACGUGUGAGUGUUUUAUGAAUGAUUGUCUAUUGUUAUAAAAAAUAAAAAAAAUUUGCUCGGAAGCAAUUAUCAAUUUUGUAUAAUAUUAUUUUGAUGGUUUAUAAAUAUGUUGCACGAUAUGAAAAUGCACCAACUAGGAUUUAACUAGUUGUAAGAACUUGUUUUCAAAUAUACUUAAUUGAAAAUAUAAUUUCAGAAUUGUUUUUAUUAACC
This is a messenger RNA of Nezara viridula (southern green stink bug), 2045 nucleotides long. NCBI's taxonomy places the organism in Eukaryota, Metazoa, Arthropoda, Insecta, Hemiptera, Pentatomidae. The record is from the annotation of a GenBank genome assembly.